CUUCCGAGCCCAGUCAAGCCAACAACCAAAUCAAAUCAAAGCCAAGCAAAGGGGGAGCAGAGCACCAGCAGCCACCAGCUCCAGCUACCUGGUCAUCCCACCCGCCCCCUCCUCCGACCUUCCAUCCAGCAACUCGAACCAACUCCAUUCCGGGAUUCAUGGCGGCGGCGAAGUCCAUCGAGCGGCUCGCGGCGCGCCGCGUGGUCCCGGCCGAGCCCACGCCGGCCGGCCCGCUCCGCCUCUCGUGGCUGGACCGGUACCCGACGCAGAUGGCGCUGAUCGAGUCGCUCCACGUGUUCAAGCCGGCCCCCGACCGGGCCGUCGCCGACGCCUCCGCGAGCCCGGCCAGGACGAUCGAGCGCGCCCUGGCUCGCGCAUUGGUGCACUACUACCCGCUGGCCGGCCGGCUGGUCCUCUCGGAGGACGGUGCGCAGCAGGCGGUGGACUGCAGCAACGCCGGCGUGUGGUUCACGGAGGCCGCGGCGGCGUGCAGCCUCGAGGACGUGGACUACCUGGAGGCCCCGCUGAUGAUUCCCAAGGACGAGGUCCUCCCGCCCACCCCCGCCGCCGGCGAGGAGGACGAGCGCGCGCUCGUCCUGCUCGUCCAGGUCACCUCCUUCGCGUGCGGCGGCUUCGUCGUCGGGUUCCGGUUCAGCCACGCGGUCGCCGACGGUCCCGGCGCCGCGCAGUUCAUGAACGCCGUCGGCGAGCUGGCGCGGGGCGGGGAGGUCGUGUCCGUCGAGCCGCAGUGGGGCCGCGACGCGAUCCCUGACCCCGCGGGCGCCAUGGGUGGCUUCCCGACCCCCGACGGCGCCAAGCGGCUCGAGUACUCGGCAUCGACAUCUCGCCGACUACAUCAACACUUCAGCCAGUACAGCGCGGGCGGCGGCUGGUGCUCGGCGUUCGAGGUGCUGAUCGCCAAGGCGUGGCAGAGCCGCACCCGGGCCGCCGGGUUCGAGCCGGACUCCCCCGUCCACCUAUGCUUCGCUAUGAACGCGCGCCCGAUGCUGCACGCCUCCCUCCCGCACGGCGGCGCCGGGUUCUACGGCAACUGCUACUACAUCAUGCGCGUGUCGGCGCCGGCGGGGAAGGUGGCGGGCUCCUCCGUCACGGAGGUGGUCAAGAUCAUCAAGGACGGGAAGCGGCGCAUGCCGGCCGAGUUCACGCGGUGGGCGGCGGGGGAGAUGGGCGCCGGCGGCGUCGACCCCUACCAGAUCACCUCCGACUACCGGACGCUGCUUGUGUCCGACUGGACGCGGCUCGGGUUCGCGGAGGUGGACUACGGGUGGGGCCCGCCCGCGCACGUCGUGCCGCUGACAAACCUGGACUACAUCGCCACGUGUAUCCUGGUGAAGCCCUGGGUCCACAAGCCAGGGGCGCGGCUUAUCACGCAGUGCGUCACCCCGGACCGCGUCGCCGCUUUCCACGAGGGCAUGCUCGACAUGAACUGAUGAACAGGUCUGUUCUCUCUUCUCUGGAGGAGAGGGAAGAGCGAGUCAAUCAGAGAGAAGCCGAAGGCGAAAAGGAAGCUCGUGAUCAAGGUUAAUGACGUGAUUAGGCGGGUAAUUAGAAAUGGUUGUUGGUGUCAUGUGGGGAUUGGUAUUGUAUUAGUUAACUAAUGGGUGGGAUUGGAUGGGUGGUGUUGGUUAGCGAUGUGUGCGUAGCACCGCCUGAAUAACUGAGCUCCUGAAUUCAGGAAGGUUUUGGGGAACUGAAUUGUACUUGCAUUUGGUGGGAAGCCACCACCUGAUUACACCAAUAUUGAAUUAUUAUUUUUAUCUUCGAUCA
Messenger RNA from Setaria italica (foxtail millet), 1788 nucleotides. Its product is annotated as acyl transferase 7-like. NCBI's taxonomy places the organism in Eukaryota, Viridiplantae, Streptophyta, Magnoliopsida, Poales, Poaceae. The record is from RefSeq and is a predicted model, not a curated record.